CCUAGCAUAUUGGCUGGUCCGUAUAAUAAGUCUUAGGGGUCCUCAGGACUGAAACGUCCUGAGAGAGAGAGAGAGCGAGGGACAGAUCGAUGUUAAUAGCUGCUGCUGGUUGAGUUCGUUGCUUUGUUGUAUCAGUUUUUGUCUUUCUAUCUAUCUAUGAAUCUAAUCUAGAUCUAAUCUUCGAUCUGUCGUCUAUUUUCACCAUGUUAUCAUCACUAAUAUCCUCGUCGGCUCUGCUUUCCUCGCUCCUCUUCUCCCAAGAUACAUCAGCCGAGCUCCUCCAAAGCGUAUCCCGCGCCCAAAAAGCCUUCAACACGCUCCAAACCUUCUACAAUUCCUCCAACGGCAUCUGGAACACCUGCGGCUGGUGGAACGGCGCCAAUUGCAUGACGGUGAUCGCCGACCUGGCCGCAUUAGACGUCUCCGUGCUCGCAGACGCAACCGAGGUCUUCAAUAACACAUACGUCGUCGCGCCAGGGGUGAAUCCCAACCCGGGCGUGGAGAAAGUCUCCAGUGCCAACGGCGUGCCGGAGACGGUGUACAGUUCCAUUUGGCCUUUGGCGCCAUUGCCGGAUCUUUUUGCCAAGCCAGGCACUGUCAAUGCUUCGCUCUGGCUGGACGGCGCCUAUGAUGAUGAUGGCUGGUGGGCGUUGGCGUGGAUCGCCGCGUACGAUGUCACUUUCAAUGAGGAUUAUUUGCGUCUGGCGGAGGGGAUUUUCGAUGGCAUGACCAAAGGCUGGCCAACAAACUGCAACAAUGGCGGUAUCUGGUGGUCCUCAGCGAAAACAUACGUAGCCGCCAUUGCGAACGAGCUCUUCCUUUCUGUCGCAGCGCAUCUGGCCAACCGCGCCGAUAACAGCGACUAUUAUCUCGACUGGGCGAAGAAGGAAUGGGAAUGGUUCGCUGCCAGCGGGAUGAUUAACUCGGCCAACACCAUCAACGAUGGUCUCACGACGGAUUGUAAGAAUAAUAAUGCAACUGUCUGGAGCUACAACCAAGGCGUCAUCCUCGGCGGUCUAGUCGAAUUAAACAAAGCCUCUCCAUCCUCGACCUACCUCUCGCACGCAAGCAACAUCGCCCACGCCGCCAUCACCGCCCUCACAGACUCGAACCAUAUCCUCCACGACCCAUGCGAACCGAACUGCGAGCCCGACGCAACUCAAUUCAAGGGCAUCUUCAUGCGGAACCUGCAGCUUCUGCACGAAGUCGCGCCCUCAGAUGCUUAUGUUCAGGUCAUUCAGGCCUCUGCGAAUAGUAUUUGGAAUAACGAUCGGAAUGACUCGACGAAUCUUCUUGGUGUUGACUGGGCGGGUCCGUUUAAUGUGGCGCCGGCGGAUGCGUCGACGCAUAGUUCGGCGAUGGACGCGUUGGUUGCGGCGAUUGCGGCGAAUUAGUAGAAAGAAAGGUAUAGUUAUGGUGAGUAUGAAGAGGAUGAGUAGGUAUAUAACUUUGGGGGUUUUGCAGGAUGGGUGAAUUGGGUUGUUAUGAUUGAAUUACUUCCCAAUUUUUGAGGGAAAGAAUGACAGCUGGAUUUGCUGUGGUUGCUGCUUAUUAUUAUUAUUAUGAUUGUUUGGGUUCAUGUAUAUAUCACUAGCAUUAUACCAAUUCUUAAUGGCUGUAAUGAGUACAAUUGGAUAUUUGGAAAACGUUAACUUUUCCGAAGAAUGAAAUUGGUAUUAGAGAAGCAGGUUGCAACGAGUAUUGUGUUGUUAGUUCCAAAGAACAAGAAAAGAAAGAAAGCCAUUGAGAUCAUUUGAUAAGAUAUUCGCGUGUUUAUUAUUCGUACAUCGAUAGUGCUUGUCAAUCUUAGCAG
Paecilomyces variotii is the source of this 1813-nucleotide messenger RNA. RefSeq names its product putative glycosyl hydrolase. The transcript is spliced from 3 exons. The record is from RefSeq and is a predicted model, not a curated record. Gene Ontology annotation, molecular function: mannan endo-1,6-alpha-mannosidase activity. Lineage: Eukaryota; Fungi; Ascomycota; Eurotiomycetes; Eurotiales; Thermoascaceae. Bases 204 to 1394 code for a protein of 396 amino acids. Gene Ontology annotation, biological process: carbohydrate catabolic process.